AUGGCAAUUCGCAAUUCAGAAGAAAAGCUGCCGAUUUCCUUGAAGAAUCUCGACUUGAAUACGAAUCGUGCACCAAAGAAUAAGAUUCUUGUUUCAGCGUAUCUAUCUUCCUCACGAAUGUCUGCAUUGAAAACAGGACCUCCAUCUCUUGUAAGCUUAUGUCUUGGUGUUGUUGGGAGGCAUUUGGAGGAACUUAUUCCUUGUUUACCUGAUAUCUCUGUCGUUUUUCCUGCCGACAUUAAGAUGUCGAUUGUAGCCAUUGCUAAAAGAAGAAAGCUACUGGAUGAUGAUUUGAUUGUCUCUCUGGCUGACAGUUCCUGGGAAAUUCUAGAUAUUAGCGGUUCAGAUGUUUCGGAUUCUGGCUUAGCUAAAGUGGCGGAAAUGUGCAAAUCUCUCCGGGCUGUGGACAUUAGCCGGUGCAAUAAAAUCACAUCCAUGGGUGUCUCAGAGCUCGUACAACACUGCCGAUCACUGGAGACUUUAAGAUGCGGAGGAUGCCCGAGCAGUGAGUCCACUGCACGCAGAUCUUUGAGUAUAUUUAAGCCAAACUUGAGUAUUAUUGAAGGAGAAACAUGGGAAGAACUAGAUGCUACAGAGAUUGGUCAGGGUGCUCAAUCAAUGCGUUGGCUUGUGUGGCCACGCAUUGAUAAGGAUUCAUUGGAGAUGCUAUCCAUGGAGUGCCCAAGAAUAGUGGUAAAUCCCAAGCCCUCAUUUCUCACUUACAGUCUACACGAGGUUCCUCGAGAAGCGUUACCAGAUGUUGCACUCGAUGAGCCGUUUGUGAAAGAUAUCGAUCCUGAAACGUGGGUUGGUAGAGGAGUUGUGCAGAAUCUCACGUCCUCUCCACUAACCUUGACCUCCAAUGAGCUGCCAAUAGCAGAGAAGUUCAGACUAGCAUUUGCAGAGAGAGAUGCACGAUUGGCCCCUAAACGAGCAAAGAAUGCAAGGCAACAUCAACGUCGUGCUGAGAGGGAUUGGAUGAUGUCAAGUGACAAAGCCAAAGCAAUGGUUUUGGCAUCAAAGGCCACCAGAUCUUUGUACAAGAGUUAA
Molecule: messenger RNA, 1050 nt
Organism: Arabis nemorensis
Lineage: Eukaryota; Viridiplantae; Streptophyta; Magnoliopsida; Brassicales; Brassicaceae
Source: the annotation of a GenBank genome assembly